CCAUUUGACUCUCCACGCCAACGCCCCUCUUUCCUCUCUCUCUCUCUCUCCCUCUCUCUCUCUUGCAAGUUGCAAUGGACAACAGUAGCUCUGAGUCUGAGCUUCGACUUCGCGGGCCCUCUCAAGGAGUGUCCGAUUCUGGGGAUCCGACGCGGCAUGAGUCUGACGCCGCCGGUGUUGCUGGCUCUGGUGGUGCCAGGUACAAGCUGAUGUCCCCGGCGAAGCUCCCGAUCUCGAGGUCACCCUGCAUCACGAUCCCUCCGGGUCUCAGUCCGACGUCGUUUCUUGAGUCACCUGUUCUGCUUUCAAAUGUUAAGGCAGAGCCUUCUCCAACUACUGGUUCCUUGACUAAACCUCAAACGGGACAUGGCUUUCUUGGCUCCAAUUCAUAUUCAAUCACAGUUCCCUCAAAUGCCUUUGGAGAAAGAAAAUACAGCUCCUUUGAGUUUAGACCCCAUGCUAGAUCAAACUUGGUUCCUGCAGAUAUGAACCACCAAAGAAGUGAAUCUGUUCAAGUUCAAGGCCAGUGCCAGUCUCAGUCACAUGCAUCAUCACCUACAGUCAAAAGUGAGAUGGCAGUCCCCUCUAAUGAGUUGAGUCUAACGGCACCACUUCCCAUGGUUACUUCAGGGCCUAGUGCUACUACUGAAGUUGAUUUAGAUGAAUUAAACCAGAUGGGGAUCUCUAACAGUGGGCCUCAGGCAUCACAAUCUGAUCAUAAAGGCGGAAAUGGCAUUUCAGUGUCAUCUGAUGAUGGAUAUAACUGGAGAAAAUAUGGACAGAAACAUGUUAAAGGAAGUGAAUUCCCACGCAGCUAUUACAAAUGUACACAUCCUAACUGUGAAGUGAAGAAGUUAUUUGAGCGCUCUCAUGAUGGACAGAUAACAGAGAUUAUGUAUAAGGGUACACAUGAUCAUCCUAAGCCUCAACCCAGCCGCCGAUAUACUGCUGGUGCUGUUUUGUCCAUGCAAGAAGAUAGAUCUGACAAAAUUUCAUCUUUAUCUGGGCGAGAUGACAAGUCAUCUAGUGCAUUUGGCCAAGUUUCGAAUACAAUUGAGCCAAAUAAUACCGCUGAACUAGCUCCUGUUAUGGCAAAUGAUGAUAGCAUUGAAGGUGCUGAGGAUGAUGAUGAUCCCUUCUCAAAAAGGAGGAAAAUGGAUACGGGUGGUUUUGAUGUUACUCCAGUGAUUAAGCCUAUACGGGAACCACGUGUUGUUGUCCAAACUCUGAGUGAGGUUGAUAUACUGGAUGAUGGGUACCGGUGGCGCAAAUAUGGACAGAAAGUAGUCAGAGGCAAUCCCAAUCCUAGGAGUUACUACAAAUGCACAAAUGCUGGAUGCCCAGUUAGGAAACAUGUGGAGAGGGCAUCUCAUGAUCCCAAAGCAGUCAUAACCACUUAUGAGGGGAAACACAAUCAUGAUGUACCUACAGCAAGGAACAGUAGUCACGACACAGUGGGACCAACAGCCGUGAAUGGACCAUCAAGGAUUAGAUCAGAUGAAAGUGAGACGAUUAGCCUUGAUCUUGGGGUUGGGAUCAGUUCAACUGCUGAAAAUAGAUCUAAUGACCACCAACAAGCACUACAUUCUGAGCUCACGAAAAGCCAAACCCAAACAAGUGGUUCCAGUUUCAGAAUAGUUCCAAGAACCUCAAUUACAACUUCGUAUGGUGUUCUAAAUGGUGGCAUGAAUCAGUAUGGAUCUAGGCAAAAUCCUCAUGAAGGCCGUAGUGUUGAAAUUCCACCUUUAAGCCAUUCUUCUUACCCAUAUCCUCAGAGCAUGGGAAGAUUAUUAACGGGUCCAUAAAUUUCUUUCAAAUGAUGUCAACAGAAAUAAAAAUCCUGUGGGGGUUUUUCAUUUUUCCUUCCGUGUCUGCUGGUAAAUGAAAAAAAGAAGCAAAAAUCUGAAAUUGGAAAUUUGAAUUGUUCUUGCUAUCUUGGGGCUGAAAUUGGUAUUAACUUGUUGCAGAUUCUACUGUCGCCAAUUAUUGUAUUAAUCAACUAUGCUUAGCACAAAUCAUUGUACAGAUAUGAAAGCAACACAGGUGUUACUUCCUAAUAGAAACGCUACUGUAAAAUUAGAGCUUGAAAUGGGGUUCAUUUUGGUUUCCCUUGUGUAUUGGAAAUGAACUUUUAAUUUUACUUGUAA
Molecule: messenger RNA, 2147 nt
Organism: Hevea brasiliensis (rubber tree)
Lineage: Eukaryota; Viridiplantae; Streptophyta; Magnoliopsida; Malpighiales; Euphorbiaceae
Product: probable WRKY transcription factor 20
Exons: 6
Coding region: 75-1805 (576 amino acids)
Biological process (GO): regulation of DNA-templated transcription
Molecular function (GO): sequence-specific DNA binding; DNA-binding transcription factor activity
Source: RefSeq, a predicted model, not a curated record